Molecule: messenger RNA, 1086 nt
Organism: Rhinolophus ferrumequinum (greater horseshoe bat)
Lineage: Eukaryota; Metazoa; Chordata; Mammalia; Chiroptera; Rhinolophidae
Gene: GRPEL1
Product: GrpE like 1, mitochondrial
Exons: 4
Coding region: 43-735 (230 amino acids)
Biological process (GO): protein folding; protein import into mitochondrial matrix
Cellular component (GO): PAM complex, Tim23 associated import motor
Molecular function (GO): protein-folding chaperone binding; protein homodimerization activity; adenyl-nucleotide exchange factor activity
Source: RefSeq, a predicted model, not a curated record
AGUUGCCCAGCCCUUGAGGGGCCGGGCUAGCGACCUUUGCGCAUGCCCAGUACGUGCACAGGGCUGGCGCGGGUGGCAGUCAUGGCGGGUCGGUGUGUGAGGCUGGCGCGGCGAAGCCUCCCUGCUUUGGCGUUGUCGCUUAGGCCCUCUCCUCGGCUGCUGUGCACGGCUACCAAACAGAAGAACUCUGGCCAGAACUUGGAAGAGGACACAGGUCAGAAUGAACCGAAGACAGACGCUCCCGCUGCAGAGAAGAUACUCAUGGAAGAGAAGGUCAAGUUAGAAGAGCAGCUGAAGGAGACUAUGGAAAAAUAUAAGCGAGCUUUGGCAGAUACUGAGAACUUGCGGCAGAGGACCCAAAAAUUGGUGGAAGAGGCAAAAUUAUAUGGCAUUCAGAGCUUCUGCAAGGACUUACUAGAGGUGGCAGAUGUCUUGGAGAAGGCGACACAGUGUGUUCCGAAAGAAGAGAUUACAGAGGGUAACCCUCACCUGAAGAACCUGUAUGAGGGGCUCGUGAUGACCGAGGUCCAAAUCCAGAAGGUGUUCACGAAGCACGGCUUACUCAGGCUGGACCCACUGGGGGCCAAGUUCGACCCCUACGAGCACGAGGCCCUGUUCCACACACCAGUGGAGGGGAAAGAGCCAGGCACGGUGGCACUAGUUAACAAAGUGGGGUACAAGCUGCACGGGCGUACCCUGAGACCUGCCCUGGUGGGGGUGGUGAAGGAAGCUUAGCUGCCUCCGAGGGGUCUGGUGGGUCGGGUGUAACCGCUGGCUCUACAUCUUAAAAGGCUGGUUCAUCUUUUUCUCAUCUGGAUAUUUUUGACUUUUUCCCAAAGCUUACUGGAAAGCGUUAGUGAGCAGCGGCUAAGCAGAAAAUUAAGCCAACUGUACAGCUGCGUUACCGAACUCUUAAUUCAGGAGACGGUUGGUUAGUUUUAAUACACAUUUAAUAAUAGUUCCACAAGUGUACAGAACAGGCCGACGGGACACUACUGGGCCCUCAAGUACCGUGAAUAAGGCUACGUCACUCAAACUCUGGUGACGUCAGAGUAUUUUCAAUGAAUAAAAAAAGGUCUGCGGGAA